CGAAUAGAUACGCCAGGAUAUAUACAAGCAAGACUUUCAGUUGUCUGUUGAAGUUGUAACGGUUCACACGGUUAAAGUGACUCUACUAGUCCAGGUCGAAAAUUCGCGUUAAGAAGACAAGAAUUAUGGCAUUGACGUUAGCGCUACCAUUAAUCGGUCUAGAUCCGGAACAGUUUUCCGCGUUAAGCAUGAAGCUUCUUACGCUCGAGAACGAACAGAGCUCGAGAAAUUUGAGCGAUUCCGGACGAGCUUCUCCAAGUACCGGAAGUGAGUCCAGCGGCAUCAGCAGUCUCGCACUGUCCAGCGAACCAGCGUCAGCCGAAUUAACGCCGAUCUCGUCGAGACCAGAGACUCCCACCAAAGUGUCGUGCAAUGAGAAGAUGAAUGCACCGCUUCGCAUAAUGCACGGAGGACGCGACAUACUGAAUUUGGGAGCGAACAUUAGAUCAUCGUACAAUUGGGAAAAAAUGGAUCGAAAGUUAUCUCGACACGAAAUUCGAAAUAUUGUAACCAAUCGCUCGGUGUAUUAUCGAUUAAACGAGCAAUUAAUGAACGAAUAUUCGAUGAAACGCUGCGACGAAUGUGGAUUCUGCGAACAAUCAUACGUCUUUUAAUAUCGACGAAAUCAUAACGAAACGAUUGAACGCGACAAUAAUGCCCCACGUCCAACAUCGUGGACAACUAAGACUGUGAUAGACCGAAUAAGCGGCAGCCGGAGACGGAGACGUGUAUCGUAAAUCACACAAGAUCAAAAUCAUAGAUGUAUAUAAGAUAUGUAUAGAUAUUUAAAAUUAUUUAAGGGAGGCUACAACUCGCCAUACGCGGUAUUCGCCAAGUGAGAAAUGAAUAUUGAUAAUUUAAAUAAUUCCUAAUUAUUAAGAGCUUUAUUUAUUCCUCGUAUAUUUGAGGAGGAUAUAUCUAUUUAAAUUAGAGAGAUUCGAGUGUGUAUAUAUAUUUAUAUAUUUAAAUGAUAUACGUUCCCCCAACCGGAUACGGGCUGCAAUGGUCAUUGGAAGUAGAGCUUUUCCUAUAUUUUUUAUCUUUGUAAGAGAGUGGUGUGAAAUGAAAAGAGCUGAAAUGAAUUUUGCAUCAGAAUAAAAAUAAAUUAAUUAGGCUAAUCCAAUGUCUCUAUGGCGUCUAAUUUUAGACAUAUAGUUCUGAAAUCUUUUUUUUUUUUUUAAUACGAUGCAAAAUCGAUUUUAUCGCCCGAUUAUAUAAUUCUUUCAUGUUUUUAUAACAUCUCUUUCUUACAAGAUGCUCCUUAACUAUAUUCUAGUGCGUAUGGACCUAAUUAUACUUCGGACGAAUGACGAUAGAAACAUCAGCACUUUAUAAAGCAGUCCGAGCAUAAAGUAUCGUCUGAUUAAACAAUCGGCGAUCCAUCGAACGAUCAAACGAUAUCGAGAUCCUUUAUGCACGAUAUGUGACAAUUUAUAAUCUAUGUCAAACAAGUUUCGAACAUUCGACGAAAAAAAAGAUUGCAAGUUUUUACUCGCAGUCACUAUUUGUUCGGAAAGAAAUCUUUUCUAUAUGUAUUCUAUAUAUAUCUAUCUUCUUUAUACAAAUUUAUUAUUAAUUUAAAUAUCUCGUUGUCAAGAUUGUCAUCGUCAUCGACGUAAGUCGAUCGUGUAUCGUUUUAUAUUUUUGCAAUUGUAUGAACAAGUGCCGCAAUUAACUUUUUUUUUUUUAUGGAGCAUCGUUAUAUAAAUGACGCACCGAUAGACAAUAUUGCAAUAUCACGAACGAUCGGCGAUUUAUCAAGCGGCCGAAAAUCAAUCAAUCAUAUCAAUCUUACAUUUUCGCGGUAAAUGUAAUAAUAUACCUGCUACGGAGGAAUAUUAAUGUACAAUUCUACGACGGCACAUAUUGCAUAUACAUACAUCUUGACCAUUGUUUAUGAAUGCAUGAUAAACAAUUUUUUAUAGAUCUCAAUAUAUUGUUGCGGCAUUAUAAUUAUAUCUAUUUUUUACACCAAAUAAAAUCAUGUAAACCACUCGCUCAAAAA
Messenger RNA from Nylanderia fulva, 2005 nucleotides. RefSeq lists its product as uncharacterized. NCBI's taxonomy places the organism in Eukaryota, Metazoa, Arthropoda, Insecta, Hymenoptera, Formicidae. The record is from RefSeq and is a predicted model, not a curated record.